GUGUGAUCCAAAAAAAGUAGAGCCAGUUGUCCAUCAUUGUUAAUUUUGUUCCCUGUUAAUCACUGACUGCUGAAUCCUGCAGCAAGAUGAGCUGUGUCUUUAUUGUGAAAUUAUGAAAGAACUUGUCUGUUCUACCAGAUGAACCCUGAAAUGGUGAGAAUACGUUGGCACACUGCACCAGCGAUCCAGGCCCUGAAACUGGUUAAGUUACAAACCUGUGUGAAGGCAGAACCUAAGGUCAAAGUCUCACCCUAAACUAGGCUAGUCAUUCUGGAUGGACUCUGCCACCAAAAUACCACUACAUGGCUUGUGCUUGAAGGGCUGUGGGGCCGGGACCACUGCUGAGCCAAGAUGAAUCUGUGCUAAUUUUUUAUUCAAACCUAUUUCUGACCAUGAUAUGUUCUCCCAGGUUACACAGGCAGCAGCCAGCUUCCUCUAGAGAAAGCUGGACUGUUUCCUGUCACCUACCAUGCAGCACAUUUUCUUGCACUUCUUGCAUUCUAAGUCUUGCACUUCAAGACUUAGAGUCUUGAAGAAACCAAGCAACCUCUCUUCUUGAGUGGCUGUUUAAACUGAAAUGUGUUACAAGUGUGGAAGAGAGGAAAACUGCCAGGUCUUCUCUGAGAAACCGCAGUGUGAUGGAGAACAUCCUUUACUCAUGUUUUCAGCCACUUGCAGCCUGUAGACAGAGCUCUCCUUCCCUGUGUGAUGCCUACAAGAAACCUAAGGCUAUUUUUUUGUGUGUGUGUAUAUUUUGAAAUCCAUUUUACCUCUCCUUUUUAAACCUCUGCCAGCUCCCACUCAAAGGAAGAGAGUGAAUCCUCCAUGUCUCUGCACUCUGAGGAGUAGAGUCACUGGUCUGCAGCUAGCUGAGGGGUUUCCAGGUGUUGGACUCUUUGGUGGUAGGAGAGACCUUUCCUGUUCUGGGGAGGAAUUGGCCAAGAUGUGGCAGAGGCAGGUCUGAGGAACUACUUCUCCCUGUGGGAGCAAAACAGAAUUUGGAGGAGACGAUCUUUAUUCACAAAUAAAUGACUGAAAUGUGAGCAGGAAAAGGGACACAAAUCCUGCAGUUGUCACUUGAGAACAAGAGCUGAUUGGUGUGGGCCCAGGUGAAAAGCCUUGGGAGGGUCAAGCUUGGAAGCUGCUGACCUGGUAUGGCAGUUUUGUCAGUUUUCUCUCAUUCUUGACUCUCCUCAGGACACCAGGCUUUAGAGGAAGUGCAGCACUUUGGAAGGCUGGCAAGUCUGUCUCCUGCCACGUGCUGCCCUGGGUGUAGCUGGAAUGCAGACUGAUGGCAUGGCUGUUGUUGGAGUUAGAGGAGAGGUCAGGUUGGAGCUCAGGUUACCCACGGGUUCUCGCUCAGUGCUGGCACAGGCUCUGUCCCUGCCAGUCACUGUCUUUGUUUAUCUCUGUAGUGAGCAUGGGGAACACCCCAGAAGUCUCUUUACCCUGACCAAGAUUGAACAAACACCCUUGGACUUGUGAUCCCUAAAGGUAUUUCAGCUUCAGGGCUGUGUAUAAAUCAAAAGCUGUUGCAGCAGCUCACUGGGGAGAGUUCCUCUUGCUUCCUGGACAUUUGGCAAUAAAUAUUGGUGACAUGUCAUGCCAGAUUAUGCCACACUACCUGACAGCUCCCUCCUCUGUAGGAGAUGAUGCUCCAUCCCCCUUCUUUGCCCAGAUAACUGGUUGGGCUAAUGGCCUUCCCUGGGGUCUAAAACAUUUGGUUCCCUGGACUGUUUUGCUAAAAAAAGGCAAUGGGACUGCUCCAGGUAUUUGAGGAAGUCACACAAACUCCACUGGGAGAUUCUGUCUUUUGAUCAGCUUUGAGCAAGUACUGGAUCCACUCAGUAGCAGCAUACUUUGGUGGUCUGAAUGUCUCACUAAACUACCUAAAUUGCACUUCUUGCCCCCCUCCAGCCAUGACUGGAUGCGGGGUCAGUGCACUGAGCUUUCUGUGCUGCCCUAAACUGAUGGGCUUGCUUGUUUGGGUUCACAGAAGUGAUGCUGAGUGCUGCCAGCCUGCUAUGCCGUGAAGCUGCAUCCUCCCACUCUGGCACGCUGGUGUGCUUCCACUGCCUCCAGCACCAGGUGCUCCAGGAAGUGCUUAUGCAAGAAGGGAAUAAAGGGAAUAUCCGCAGGGCUUGCUUUGAAGCAGCUGGCAUUGAACAGCUAUGAUUCACUCCUUUGUGUUUGUGGAGCUGGAUGAGCCACCCUGGCCUGCUGCAAGGCACCCUGUACAGUGUGUGUGCGUGCAGGUGUUUGCUGCUGGCUGCUGAGAGAGAACCAGAACCUCAGGAGAAAGAAAUGCUCUCCAAAUUCUGCUCAGCUCACGAUUGUUUGAUUGUUUUUUUCUGGCCCGAAUCUGUGCUCUGUAAGGGCUCUGGCAUCUCUAUCAGCUCUCGCGCAGGUGAGAUGAGCUGUCUCAGGCCCAAGGGGGUGCACUGGGGAGCACAGCGUGCCCCUUCUCCCUCUUCCCUCUCCUGGUGCCAGUGCCCUGUGGAGCAGCUGAAGCUCCUGCCCCGCUGUCUGGGGGUUUUGGUGCUUGUCCUUGUCCUGCAGAGGGCUGGCAGCUGGGCUGCAGCCGCUGUCCCCGUCCCGCUGUGGCAUCCCCGCUCUGCUGCACAGCCCGUCGGGUCCCUGCUCGGGGGCUGCCGAGCACAGGCUGUUUCCCUGUGUCAGGAGAACCCAACCCUCACAAUCUGAGGGCUGUGGUGAGCGGCCCAGCAAGCUGCCCUUUCCCACCCUCCCUGUGUUUGCUUUGGAGGGUUUUAACCACCGUGAUUUUGAGCCGGGACAGGUGCAGGGUGGCUGAAAGCAGAGCCGGGCUCUGCCCUCGCUGCAGCACUUGGACCGGUGUCUGCCAGCCCUGACUUCAGUCCCCAGGCAUCAGCCCCGAGCUGGAGCGGGGCCGUGCGAUGGGGAUAUUCACUCUGCCGUUCCCAGCCUGGGAAGGGAGAGCACCCGCUGCUCCCCGGCCCCCCCAGCGCAGGGCUCCGCGGGCCGGGAGCGGGGCGGGCCGGGGGCUCAGCCCGGCGCCCCCGGGGUGAGGGAGGCACAGCCGGGGCUGCCCCCACCCCUCCCGUGCCCCUGCCCUGGGGUGCCGGGGCGUGGAGCGUCCGGCCGAACCGGCUGGGCGAGCCGGGCUGAGUCACGGCGGGCGGAGCGGGGCUGGGCGGGGGGCGGCAGUGCCGGCCACCGGCUCCAUGGCGCUCAGCGUCCGCCUCCGCAGGCUCUGCGGGCUCCCGGGCCGCGGCGAGCGGCAGGCCCAGCUCAGCUUCCGAGGCUUCACCCAGAAGACGAGGAAGGUCCGCUGUGGCCCAGAGGCCGUCUUCGAGGAGCUCUUUCGUUGGCCUCACUAUGGGAAGCUCAUCAUGGGUGAAAUGCUGUCCAUUAAAGUUUACAACUGCAGCAAGGUUUUCAGUAACAGACUGCUCGGUACCCUCGUGCUCAGCCUUCAGCACCUCGUCACGGCCGGGAGGCUGAUCCUGCGGGAGUCCCUCGUGGACAGGAACCACAGAAUCACCGGUAUCUACAUUGAGUUGGAUUUGCGCUACCAGCCUCCAAAUGGCUCAGCAGGGACCUGGGUUGAAGAGGACUUUGUCUAUCAGAUGAAAGACAGCUCGGAGUUAAUCAUCCGCAAUCCUGGAUUCGAGCAGCUGGAGGCUGCCGAGGGGCCGAGAGUGAGCGAGCUGGACAGGAAAGCUGCUGCACUGGGCAGGAAGCUGGCAAAAGGCCUGGAGACUGAUGAAGAAGAGGAAGAGGAGGAAGAUCUCUAUGAUGAGUCUGAGAUUGAGGUCUCAGGCAUCAUCUUCAGCCCUGUGAAGAGCCGCUCCAGACUCUGCUCUGCACGGGACCUCUUUGCCAUCCCAACCCCACAGAGCUUCCAGGUUGGAAUUAAUAUAAUUGAAGCACAGAAGCUGGUGGGGGUGAACAUUAACCCCUUCAUUGUAGUCAAGGUUGGAGAGGAGAAGAGGUACACGGCGACGCAGAAGUCAACAAACUGCCCCUUCUACAAUGAGUACUUUUUGUUUGAAUUCCAUGAGCCAAGGGACAUUUUAUUCCACAGACUCAUAGAAAUUUCAGUUUUUCACUCAAAGAAGAUACCCUUCCUGGGGACAUGCAUAGGAACAUUCAAGAUGGAUGUUGAGACAGUGUACAGCCAGCCAGAUCACAGGUUUUUCCAGAAGUGGGCAGUUGUCAGUGACCCCACGGACACCCGGGCAGGCGUGAAGGGCUUUGUGAAGUGCAGCAUCUCUGUCUCUGCACGUGGGGAUGUUGUGGGCUUCCUUCCCACCUCUUCCAGCAGCCGGGAUGAGGACAUUGAAAGGAACCUGCUGUUGCCUAAGAGAGUCCCUGCAGAGAGACCCUGGGCCAGGGUCUCCAUCAAACUGUAUCGUGCUGAGGGCCUGCCCAGCAUGAGUGCAGGCAUCAUGGGUGGUUUCUCCAAGAUCAUAGGGGAGAGAAAAGUCUUUAUCGACCCGUACGUGCAGGUCUCGUUCUGUGGGCAGCAGGGGGAAACAUCGGUGGAGACCAGCACCACCGAGCCUGAGUGGAACGAGCAGAUCAGCUUCAUCGAGAUGUUCCCACCUCUGUCCAGGAAGAUAAAAGUCCAGGUGCUGGAUGAUGCCAAUGUAGGUGAUGUGGCCAUUGCUACACACUACAUUGACCUGCAGGAGAUCUCGGACCCCGACAGGAACGGCUUUAACCCCACGUUUGGCCCAGCCUGGGUGAACCUGUACGGCUCCCCUCAGAACUCGGCCCUGCGGGACAUCCACAGGGACCUCAACGAGGGCAGGGGCGAGGGCAUCUUCUACCGCGGGCGUGUCCUCAUGGCCAUCGCAGUGGAGAUCUUCAGCAGCCCCAGCGUGGCAGAGAGGAAGCUUAGGGACAGGACGAGAGGUACCCUCAGCAAACUGAAGCUGAAGAAGAAAAGUAAAAAAUCCAAAGAGAAAGCCAAAGACCCGAGCCAGCUGCAGGGAGAGGGGGAGGCUGGGAGCUCUCAGGAGGCUGAGCAGCCCGGGGAGGUCAUUGUGGAGGUGGAAGAGCUUCAUCCACUGCCUGAGAAUGUGCUGGGGAAAAAGGAAGAAUUCCUCCUUUUUGCUGCCUUCUUUGAAGCCACUAUGAUGGACUCCUCUCUCAGCUCUAAACCUGUCAGCUUUGAAAUCUCUAUAGGAAACUAUGGCAAAUCUGAAGAGGUUGUGACCAAAGGAUGGCAAAAAGCGGAAAAGGGAGAAGUGAAAGAAGAAAAGAAGCCUUUGCUGGAUGCUGGUUCAGAUGGUGAGCUGGAUGCUGAAGUCCCGAGCCCAGCUUCAGCAGCACGGAACAAGUCAGUGACAAAGAGCCAGAGACCAGAGCCCAUGGAGUGUGACAGGUCAUACAGCUGCCUGCCCAUGGUUCAUGAGAAACCCUGCGUGUAUGUGUGGAGCUACUGGGAGGAUCACGCCUGGAGGCUCUGCAUUUCCAACUGGAUUGUCAAGCUGGCAGAGCGCCUGGAGCAGGGGCUGGAUGACGUGGAGAAGCUCUUGAGAAGGCCAAAGGCUAAAGCAGAAGAACGGCUCAGAGAGGUGCUAGAGGAAUUUGUAGCUGGAUGCAGGCAAUAUUCACUCGGUGCAGAGAGAAAAACAAUGGCACAUCCAAACAACCUGGACAGAUGUCGGAUGAAAUACCUGAUGCGCAACAUCAUCCUGAGUGCAAAGCAGGGGCUCCGUGUGAGGCGGCGGCUGAGUCGGGACAACGUCAAGGACAAGGUUAAGGAGACAAGGAGGGUCCUGGCAAAGCUGCGCUCCAUGGCUAAGGAGCCCCAGUGCACUCUCCCCGAUGUACUCAUCUGGAUGCUCAGCAACAACAGGCGUGUGGCAUAUGCCAGAAUUCCUGCACAAAACAUCCUCUACUCAGUAGUUGAAGAGGAGAAAGGCAAGGACUGUGCGAAGAUCCAGACUGUCUUUAUGAAGGUCCCUGGCUUACACACUGGUGAGAUUUUUGCCAAACUGGAAAUCUACAUGUGGCUUGGGGUAACCAAAUAUGCGAAAAACUGUUUGGCAGAGCUGCCUGAGGAGUUCAAGUACCUUUCUGAGAGCGGAGAGGAGAUAGGCCAGCUGCCAGCACACGGCCCUCCCAGCCGGCUCAGCAGGGAUGAUUUCAGCUAUUUCCAGCUCCGAGCCCAUCUGUAUCAGGCUCGAGGGAUCCUUCCUGCAGAUGACAAUGGCCUUUCAGAUCCAUUUGCGAGAGUCGUGUUUUCAACUCAUUGCCAGACCACCAGGGUGCUGGAGGAGACACUGAGCCCCAUGUGGAAUGAGCUACUUCUGUUUGACCAGCUCAUUAUUGAUGGGAAAAAAGAAGAGCUAAAAACAGAGACCCCCAUAAUUAUAAUCAACCUUUUCAGCCACAAUAAAUUCGGCUCCCCUGAGUUCCUUGGCCAGGCCUUUGCUGUUCCACAGGUGAAGCUGGUGGAUGAGCCGUACACCAAACCUGCCCUGCAGUUCUUUGAUUUCUACAGAGGCACCAGAGCAGCAGGAGAGCUCAUUGCCACGUUUGAGCUGAUCGAGCUGGAUUACAGUGGCUAUUUGGAGCCAUCAGUGUCUGAGGAUGUGGAGCCCAAGGAGCCUGACUUCCUGGGAGACCCCCGUGCCGGCCGGUUCAUCAUCCCUGAGGGCGUCCGCCCGGUGCUGAAGGAGUUCCGCAUAGAGAUCCUGUUCUGGGGCCUGAGGGACCUGAAGCGGGUGAACUUGUUCGAGGUGGUUGAGCCCCAGGUGAUCAUUGAAUGUGCUGGCAAGAAGGUGGAGUCAGAGGUGAUCGUGACCUACAAAGAGAACCCCAACUUCACUGAGCUGGUCAAAUACAUGGAUGUGGAGCUCCCAGAGCAGGUGUACCUGCACCCUCCUCUCAGCAUCUUCGUGGUGGAAAAACGGGCGUUUGGGCGCACUGUGCUGGUGGGGAGUCAUGUUGUGUCUGAUGUGAUGAAAUUCUCUCCCAGAGAGCUGGAGGAGGAACCAGAGGAUGUGCCCAGAGCUCAGAAAGUCUCAUCCCACCGCCUUCCCUCUCAGACUGUGGUAAACAUUGGAACUGCAGCUGGUGACCCAGGUCCCAGUACUCACCCCCUUAGUCUGGUGAAGGCUCCCUUGAAGAAAAUUCCUAUUAAUAAGUUUGUGAAGAAAGAAAAUGAAUAUGAAGAGGAAAAACCAGAAGUGGAAGAACUGGAUUGGUGGUCCAAGUACUAUGCAUCCCUGAAGGAGCUCUAUAACCAGACAUACAGUGAUGAAGAAGAUGCUGAGAAUGACGACCUGAAUGAUGCAGAUGGAGGGAAUUUAAAUGCAUCCUGCAUUGACAUGGAAGCAGAGGACGAGGCAGUGAUUGAAGCUGAACCAGCUCAACCCAAGAGGAAGCUCAUUGCCACCCUUCAGAUCUACAAGUCUGAGCUGGAAAAUGAGUUUGGUAAUUUUGAAGACUGGCUGUGUAUUUUCCCCCUUCAUCGUGGCAAAGCAAAUGAAGAUGAAGAUGGAAACGAGGAUGAACAUUUUGUGGGGAAGUACAAGGGCUCCUUUUAUGUCUACCCCAGCAAGGAAGCUGGCACAGAGCCCAAGGUCUCCCGGGGAGUUCCAAGGAACAGACCCAUCAAGGUUCUUGUAAGAGUUUACAUUGUUAAGGCUACCAACCUGUCUCCAGCAGACCCCAAUGGCAAGGCAGACCCCUACGUGGUGGUGACGGUGGGGCAGGAGCAGAAGGACACAAAGGAGCGAUACAUCCCAAAGCAGCUCAAUCCUGUGUUUGGAGAAGUUGUGGAGCUGACAGUCUCCUUUCCCAUGGAAUCAGAACUCACUGUGGCAAUAUUUGACCAUGAUUUAGUUGGAUCUGAUGAUCUGAUUGGGGAGACCAAGAUUGAUUUGGAGAAUCGAUUCUACAGCAAGCACAGAGCCAACUGUGGAGUGGCUGCUCAGUAUGAUGUAAAUGGCUACAACAUGUGGCGAGAUGCUUUCAAACCCACACAGAUCUUGGAUAGUUUAUGCAAGAAGAACUCACUUCCUGCUCCAGAGUACAGAUGGGAGGAGGUCAAAGUGGACAAUAAAAUAUUCAAGGUCCCUCCAGAGGCUUUUCCUGAAGAGGCCUCUGUGAGGAACAAGAGAGGAGUGGCAGAUGGGAACUGGUCAGUGGAUGAUGAACAUAAGGCUUUGUACGUCCUGCAGCACUGGGAAGAGAUGCCAGGAUAUGGGUACAAGCUGGUACCAGAGCAUGUGGAAAUCCGGUCUUUGUACAACCCGGAGAACCCUGGGCUUGUGCAGGGCUCCUUGCACAUGUGGAUUGACAUGUUUCCCAACGAUGUCCCUGCACCGCCGCCCGUCAACAUCAAGCCACGGCUGCCUGUCAGCUACGAGCUGCGUGUGAUCAUCUGGAACACGGACAGUGUCAUUCUUGAUGAUGUCAACCCAGUAACGGGAGAGACUUCCAGUGAUAUCUACGUGAAAAGCUGGAUAAAGGGUCUUGACCACGACAAGCAGGAGACGGAUGUCCACUUUAACUCCUUGACUGGGGAAGGCAAUUUCAACUGGAGGUUCAUCUUCCGCUUCAACUACCUCCCGACCGAGAAGGAGAUCACCUACAAGAAAAAGGACUCUGUCUUCUCUGUGGAGGAGUCAGAGUUUCGGGAACCAGCUGUUCUGGUCCUCCAGGUCUGGGAUUACGACAGGAUUUCAGCUAAUGACUUUCUAGGCUCCAUCGAGCUGAAGCUGCAUGACAUGGUGAGGGCAGCCAAGAGCUCUGAGCAGUGCACCAUCAGGAUGGCCAAGGAGAACGCAACACCUCGCUUCUCCAUCUUCCGAAACAAGCGCAUGAGGGGCUGGUGGCCCUUCAUCAAACUCAAAGAUCAAGAAGACGAGGAGAGAGAGGAGAGGGAGUGCAAGAAGAAAAAGAAAAAGAAGUGGAGCAGCUCAGUCAAACCAGAGGACGUGGAAUUCACAGACCCCAGUGGGAACAAGUACCUCCUGACAGGUAAGGUGGAAGCAGAGUUCCAGCUGCUGACUGUGGAGGAGGCUGAAAAAAGUCCUGUUGGUUUGGGCCGGAAAGAGCCUGAACCCCUGGAAAAGCCCAACCGGCCAAAGACGUCUUUCAACUGGUUUGUGAAUCCCAUGAAGACCUUUGUGUUUUUUAUCUGGAAACGGUACAAGAAAUAUAUAAUAGUGCUGUUCAUUGUCACUGUUCUGACCAUCUUCCUGGUUCUUUUGAUCUACACCAUGCCUGGAUACAUCAGCGAGAAGAUCAUCAAUGGAUAAAUGCUCUCCAGCACAGGACUACUCAAAGACAAGGGUGAUUGUGGCAGGAAUUGAGAUUGGACCAGAAAGUUUAAUAAAACCCUGCAGUUUCAGAGGCAACCUUCAGGGUGAGAGACCUGCAGAAGCAGCCUUUUUCUGGGAGUCACAUUUCAUGCUACAUACCCAUGAGAUGCAAAGGAACCAAGUGACCAACCUGCUAUAUUGGGCAAACUCCUUGAAAGACAGUUACAACUUCGGGGGGAAAAAAAUUAUUCAUUGUGGGACUGGAGCGGGAGGGUGGGAAAAGGGAAUCUGCUGGGCACAGACAUAGCAGCUGAAACCAGCUCUGGCCAUUGAGGGUGAUUCUGGCAGAGAUGGGGCCAUGCAAAGCCAUCCAUGCCCUGGCUUGACAACACUUGGCAUUUACCAGACCUCUGCCUGAAGAGUUCAAAACACAGUGUACAGGGGGAGAGGGUUGUGUACAGGGUACAGGGUACAGUGUACAGGGUCUGGUGCGGGUUCCUGGUGGAGGUAGGACCUGAAAGACCUUUGAAUGGAGCUCUGCAGGGAGAAGGAUGACAGAGACAAGGUAGCCACAAGCUUCCUGCUGUGCCAAGAGCACAGGAACAACUCUUGGUGUUGGAGUUGGCUCUGGGUGUGGUAACACUCUCUAGGACAUGGUCUUUCUGGUUGUAACUCCUUACAAACUGCUUAACAGCUUUUUCUGCGUGUGCUGUGUUGGAGUCAGGCUUGCUUCAACUUCAUUUUGGGUCUUCAUUUCCUCAGGAAUAAAAGCUCCUUGGCUGCUC
Molecule: messenger RNA, 10051 nt
Organism: Pseudopipra pipra
Lineage: Eukaryota; Metazoa; Chordata; Aves; Passeriformes; Pipridae
Product: fer-1-like protein 4
Exons: 45
Coding region: 3204-9263 (2019 amino acids)
Biological process (GO): plasma membrane organization
Cellular component (GO): membrane
Source: RefSeq, a predicted model, not a curated record